AUGGUCGCGGUACGGUGGGAGGACAAGGUGGCGCGCGGCGGCCAGAAGGUGAGCUGCCCCGUGGUGGCUGAGGUCAAGAUCCUCGACUUCGGCGGGGUUAAGUGCGACCGCCUCGGGUGCGCAAAGUGCAAAACACCCAUCACACAUACAUACGCCGCACACACACACACACACACACACACAUGUAGCUGCUCUGUCAUCUGUGCGCGUGUGUGUGUGUGUGUGUGUAUGUGUGUUUGUGUCCCUUCCUUGACAGCAUGUCGCCAUUGGCCUACGGUACGUUCACCCUGUUUCCGCCCGAGGUCAGGGAGUCGCGCGACCGCCGGGGUCAGUGGCCCCAGGUGGACAGCCACGGCAUCGGGACGGUCCUGUUCGACUGCCUCCGCCUCGCCUCCUUGCCGCCCUCUCCCACCUGCAGUGCGUCCCAGUACAUCGCGCAGACACGCUACGACCUGGUACGCUCUGGCCGCACGACAAACCGAUGGAGACUCUCACUGCAUGAACACCUGCGUGUCCGUGUCUGUGUCUGUGUGUCAUUCAUGUGUUGAUUCAUGCAGCCCAGGAUCCUCGGGUUGCCGUUUGGCGAGGACGUCGAUGACUACCCUCACAUGGUGACCUCGGCCAUCCAGCGCCGUAUCGAUGAGGAGAUAGCCAAGGUCCACAGGGAGUGCAUCGUCUGCCGGCCGAGAACAACCAGAGCGAGGCGUUCAAGGUCCUCCUCGGGGUCGCGUCUCUCUGCCUGCGGGCCGACCCGGCACUCCGCUCGACGCCCUCACAGGUGUGCAGCAUCCGCACAUAAAUGGAGACACUCACACACUGACCCAUUCGGUGUCUGCCUGCAGGUGCUGCGUGAGCUGUUCACAGCAUCUGUGCGGGAGCCCCCGUGCGACCGCGACUUUGCAGCGGUGGCUGUGCGAGCUCGUACGUAUGAGCGCACUGCAGGUAUGUCUCGCUCGCACUGAUCCAGACAUGUAGCAAGGUUCUCAUGUCGCUUGUUGCGUGUAUGUGAAUCUAUGUCUCAGCCCAUCGCCGCCUACAUUUUAUAUUUCCGCGUCUGUUUCUAGCUCAACGAAUGCACAGCGCUUAGGGUUGUCCACCUCGUACGAAUGUACAGUCUUAAGCCCUUAGGUACCACCCCCGGCCUCUCGGUGUGUGUCCGUUCUUGUCCUCAGGCCCACCCACGCCAUCCAGGAAGAGCCCACCCACACGAACGCCGCCCCUCUCUCUCAGAUAGCACUUCACCAGACGUGCAGCACCGGCGGCAGUAACAGGAGGGCAUGGUGGCCGUAGAGACGGCCGAGCACGCUGCCAAGGGGACGACGGCGAUGGAGAUAGAGAAGAAGGACGAGGAAGAGGUCAAAGCGGCAGGAAGACAUGUCGGCACCUGCACCACCCUUAAGAAUGGCGCGCCCCUACGAGAGGGUCCAAGUCGACCCACUCGGCGAAGUAGCAGGUUCGCACAGUUACUCAUGCAAUUUGCACUGCCUGUGCAGUCGUGGACGUGUCUGUUUGCUGUCCAUGUAUGUGUCAGGCUGCAGAGAGGCCCAACAGGCCGACAACUGGGACCCGUCCCCCUUCCCCAUAGACCUGCCGCCCCGCCUGACAGCCAUCUAUCGGCUUCUGCACUCGGCGGCGGACGAGCUGCAGACCAUCAGCGGCGGAGUGGGAGGGCUGGACGAGUUCAUCGAGGACCACUGGCUGGCAGCCCUGGCUCGAGCGGCAUGGCAGGCGUCGCCCAGGAGGGACGGGCAGAAAUUCCUACGCGGCCUGCUCUGCCGCCUGAGCCAUCUCAUCAGCGUGCAAGCACGGUAAGCAAGAAUUAUACAGAGGAAGUCCACACAUACACAUACCAUAACUCAUGGUGUUUACUGACUUUCCGUGUGUGUAUCAGCCCAUCGUUGCCUUCAUUUUAUAUUCCGGUGUCUGUUUCUCCGCAACGAAUGCGCAGGGGGGCAGGUAUGCUAACUUGUGCAGGAGGGCUCUAGCGAUAGAUCGCCACUGCAUCAGGUAAGCGUUUCAAUGAUGGGCCGUCAACCCAUGUGUGUACAACACAGCAUUCCAUAUCUCGUCUCAAUGCGUGUGUUUCAGGUGUGCAUCGGUUCGCCGCCGACCAGUGCAGGCAACUGGGCGUGCCGGUGGUAACGCAGGGCAAGGGCAUUGGCCGCCGGUUCCUUUGGCGGCGGCCAUAUGUCAAGUACGGCGGGCCACUCCAGGAGGAGCUGAUGAAGGGGAUGCGGGACAUGGGCGGACGGGCACCGAUCGUGUCUAACGUGCAUGAGACGAUUGACCUGUAUGGGUAGGUAUACGGCGGGGCAGGAAGGAAGGGAGAUAGGAGGAGCCUCACACACAAUGUGUGGGCCAUUGCUUGUGUUGCAGGCCGGGCCGUGAUGUUCAAGACGCCCUGCGCGGAGUACACGGCCAACCGCAAGCCGCCAUCGCAGUUCGGGGUCGGCGAGUGGGACGAGGGCAGGUGGGAGAAGCAGAAGCUCCUCACUGUCCUGAACGAAGCACGGUAAGCAAGAGCUACACGAAGGAAACCACACGCGUGUGCAUCCAUGUGUUGAAUCAGGGUGCUGGGCCAUGUACGAGCGGCGGGCCGGCAUCAGGGCAUUAUCGGCAUCAGGGCGGUCCAGUUCUGCCUAGAUGGCAACGGCCUGUACAUGGACAAGGCUGCUGGCUCGCCGCUGAAUGAGGCAAGCAAGUGAUCCGCUGGACGUACGGGACAGCAUCCCAUCUCUGUCCCGUGUGUGUGUGUGUGCAGGUGUUGUUUGCUGAGGACGGGGGCGUGCCGAGCCGCGUCGGCCGAAGGCAGCGGUUGGGUAUCAUCCGACAGCUGCUGGAGGCCGUCGCGUUCCUCCACCAGAAUGGUGUCAUCUACCGUGACAUGAAGCGACAUAACAGUGAGUGGGCAAGGGAAAAGCAACGACGCUGUGAUGUGUCAUGUGUGUGUGUCUGUUGGCGUCCGGCUGUGUUGGUUGCAGUUAUGUAUGACGCCAAGACCGAUGCGGCCGUCCUCAUCGACCUCGGGUCUGCGGCGGUGCUGGGGGAGGGCAAGUCACUGAUCGACACCAGCGGCGGGUCGGCAGUGACACCCCAGUACCAGCCGCCUGAGCUCCCUCACUCCUCGUGGCGCCAUCUGCAGCCCGACGUGCCCCCCGACGGCCUGAUGAACAUGGCCAGCGACAUCUGGAUGGUGGCCAAGACGGCCGUCGAGAUCGUCACUGGCCAUUUCGUCAAGGGGGGAGACACCGACGGCAGAGGCGAGGCCAUCGACGCGCUGCCGACCAUCCCGGCCACUUCUUCGCCGCUGCCAUCACCAGGGAGGAGAAGCCAUCGUUGCUUACAUUUUAUAUUCCGCUGUCUCAUCGCCUACAACCCAUGCACAGUGGAGCAGCAGAGGAUACGAACGACCUGCAAUGUGAUGCCCCCACUCGACACGUCGGCAGGUAUGUCUGUGUCAGUCAGGGACACACAUCAAGAUCCAUUGUUGUCCGGACUCACUCCUGUGUGUGCAUGGCAUGCAGGCGGCGGACUGGUGGCCAAGACACCCACUACUGGGUGUCUUGGCAGACUGCCCACUGUCAUCAGCCCCAUUCAUUUCGAGCUAUUCGCCGUCCAGUUCCAUCACCCUGACAGGGACCAAGACGGACACAGAGGCGGGAUUCUGCUUUUCUUCUGCGAGCUUCAGCUCUCAUAUAAAAGAACUGCUGCUGCCGAAGCUGCCAUGUCGUCGCGUAAUCCCAUGAUACUGCCUAGUUCACUGCACCCGGCCCAAGGUGCGUAGGCAGGGCAGGCAAAUCGACUGCACUGACGGAUCCCAACUUCUGGAGGUGUUGUCUGUCCGCUGCACUGCAGGCCGACGAGCGGCCGACAACGCCGAAGAUCGUGACGGCGAGCCGUUUUGGCACCCGUCCCAUGGCACUGCCGCCGAGCUUGCCGGCACUGUACCGGCUGACCCACGAGGCGGCCCAGCUGUUCUGCAAGGACUUUAUCCAGGACCACUGGCUGGCCUCGUACGAGCAGCCUGGCAGGCGCCCGACCACUGGGGAGGCCGGCGUUACAUCUGGGGGCUCCUGGAGCACCUCAGCCGGCUGAUUAGUCUGCAGCGGGCAGCGGCCGACGUCUGUAGAGGCCUGGGGGUGCCGGUGGUGAGGGAUGAGGGGAAUGCGGCGGUUCUUGGCCGACACAGACCACAUGAUUAA
Vitrella brassicaformis is the source of this 4202-nucleotide messenger RNA. NCBI's taxonomy places the organism in Eukaryota, Vitrellaceae. The record is from the annotation of a GenBank genome assembly.